Molecule: messenger RNA, 629 nt
Organism: Glycine soja
Lineage: Eukaryota; Viridiplantae; Streptophyta; Magnoliopsida; Fabales; Fabaceae
Exons: 2
Coding region: 109-402 (97 amino acids)
Source: RefSeq, a predicted model, not a curated record
UAUUUCGUGUCUUUCUAAAUCAGUAAAAAACCCUUAAAUCACACCACAAAAGAAGUCAUACGCUGAUAUUCCUCUGACAGACACACACACGUUUCUGAAUCAUAGGAAAUGUGUCCACUCAGGUUCAUUCUCAUAUUCCUGUCGGCAACUCUUGCUGGCUUCUUGGUCCUCAGAAACCUGGGAUGGCAACCUGACCACAUCACUGACACUGAGUUGGAGGACGCAAACAAUGAAGAUGAUCACACCACCCUAACCUCAGAUGCUGCUUCUCCUUCCUUAAACAAUGCAACUUCCAUGGUUCAGGGUGCAUUGCUAUCUGGGUUCUGGAACCUCCUUGACAUGGCUAGCGGUCGCUAUCUUUGGAAGCAAUUGGUCUCAUCCUCUUCCCCAAAGCCUGAAUGAACGGUCACUUGACAUGGAAUAUAUAUAGUUUUAAUGGUAAUAAUUAAUCAUAACAUAGAUGCAAUAAUCAUGAUUCAUGACAUGUGGUUUAGACUUCUCUUCUAGUAAUUGCUUUUUGCUUUUCUUUAUGUAAAGUUGUAAAUGGAAUACCAACGUUGUGCAGUAUAUCAGCAGUUGGUUGGUAGUUAACCAUGUCUCUUAUAUAAAUCACCAUGGAUAUGCUGAAA